GUUGAAGGUUUGGUUCUGAACGAAUCCGUUCCGUUUUGCCCGAAUCCGCCUCUCCGUGCUCGUUCCUUUUGACGCACUUAAAGAGUCUUCCCUCAACCUUAAGGCGAGUCGCAGCGACCAAUCACCGAGCCAUUACAGGCUUCAGCGGACGCUGUUUAUGUGACUCCAACACUAAUUAGGCUCAUGAACUAACAAAUCGCCUGCACAACUGCUGGAGAACUGAUCACAUGCAUGGAUUGUCUGGACUAGGUGACCACCUCUGUAGAGAUUUGUUGUUUUUUUUCUUCAUCUUCUUUCUGUUCUUUUCACAACUUAAUCAUCGCAGGCAAACUUUCAUCUUCAGAGUGGAGUAUUUCUUAGCGAGAACGCUUGCGUCUGUUUGAUUUGAGCUGGAGGGAUCUUGACUGGUAAACCAUGUUUCAACCGACACCGAAGAGGUGUUUCACCAUAGAAUCGUUGGUAGCGAAGGAUAAUCCUCUGCCAGCGUCGAGGUCCGAGGAGCCCAUUCGCCCGGCAGCUCUCAGCUAUGCAAACUCCAGCCAGAUGAACCCAUUUCUGAACGGCUUCCACUCCAGCGGCAGGGGCGUCUACUCUAAUCCGGACUUGGUGUUCGCCGAGGCAGUUUCGCACCCUCCAAACUCCGCUGUCCCGGUUCAUCCUGUCCCCCCUCCGCACGCACUGGCUGCACACCCGCUCUCGUCCCCGCACAGUCCGCACCCACUGUUUGCUAGCCAGCAACGGGACCCUUCAACUUUCUACCCUUGGCUAAUUCAUAGAUAUAGAUAUUUGGGUCAUAGAUUCCAAGGCAACGAGACAAGCCCGGAAAGCUUCCUUUUACACAAUGCACUGGCGAGAAAGCCCAAAAGAAUUCGGACAGCGUUUUCCCCCUCGCAACUACUGCGGCUUGAACACGCUUUCGAAAAAAAUCACUACGUCGUUGGUGCAGAAAGAAAACAGCUCGCACACAGCCUUAGCCUCACAGAAACUCAGGUAAAAGUUUGGUUCCAAAACCGAAGAACGAAAUUCAAACGUCAGAAACUAGAAGAGGAGGGCUCUGACUCGCAGCAGAAGAAGAAGGGGACACAUCACAUAAACCGAUGGAGGCUGGCGACGAAGCAAGGCAGUCCAGAGGAAAUUGACGUCACUUCAGACGAUUAAAAAACUGAUUUUCUGAGCCUGGGACAGUGCGUGGAGGAUGACGCGGAUAAGACUGCUUAUGUAGCAGAACGAGAGGGUAAAGACAAUGUCAAAAUUCGCUUCUUUGGACAUCGGCAGCUGAGGGUGAGAGAGGUCCGAUUGGUGACAAUACUGUCACAAACAUGGAACUGUCAAUCCGAUUCAAAGUUCCAAGGCGAGGGGAUUGACAGGUAUCACAUGCACAUGCAGUCCAUCACCACCCGCCCCCCACCCCCACCCCCCAGACACACACAACCUAACUCCUUGCCCCCCACCCCCUCCCCUCCACCCGUCUUUCCGCGACCACUAUCUCACACUUACCACCCAUUUAAAAAAAUACAAAUCCAAUUCGCAUUGGACGUUUGCACUUCUGAAAGUUUCUAAAUAUGAACGUUCCACACAAGAUACCAAAACACACAACUGUUUUUGUAAAACUUGAAUUGCAUGGUAGAGGAAAUAAUUUUUGUAGUUGUUUUAAUUUGAGCAUUUUCCAAAUACUUUUGUUUUAACCCUAUUUUUUAAUCUUCUCAGAGAUGUUGUGUGCUUCUUCCUUUUUUUUUUUACAACAGUGUGCAGUCUUUGAACUUUUGACUUCUCGUGUUAAAGUGAUUGUGAAAACAAUAUGAAGUAGCAGUGCUGCGGUAUAGUGUUUUUUAAAAAGAAAAGGCAAAAGAUAAAUACAUUUCAAACUUUAUAAACCUUUACCACAGAUAAAGUACUCUAAAUUAAAGUAUUCAGGACAUUCCUUUAAAGCUUUACCAUGUCUCCGUAACCUUGGUGCGAACAUGUCGUCAGGACUGGCCUCUCCCGUGAAAGUUGCCAUGAAGGACUAAAUGUAAAUGACGGCCGUAUUGGCAGCAAGAAUUUAAGCACUGAGCGUAUUUCAUGUAUAGUGGUACUUAAAGUUAAUGUUUCUGUUAAACCCUCUUUUAUCAGAAUGUAAAUAAUUUUGUGUUUGUGUUAAGUUUGCUACAAUUUUAACACAAAGUAUACUUCCAAGAAGUAUGUAAUUGUCAAUAUUUUGUCAAUAAAGUUUUAUCAAUAUGCUGCUCAGAGUAAAA
Molecule: messenger RNA, 2237 nt
Organism: Anguilla rostrata (American eel)
Lineage: Eukaryota; Metazoa; Chordata; Actinopteri; Anguilliformes; Anguillidae
Gene: emx2
Product: empty spiracles homeobox 2
Exons: 3
Coding region: 415-1158 (247 amino acids)
Biological process (GO): neuron differentiation; regulation of transcription by RNA polymerase II; central nervous system development
Cellular component (GO): nucleus
Molecular function (GO): DNA-binding transcription factor activity, RNA polymerase II-specific; RNA polymerase II cis-regulatory region sequence-specific DNA binding
Source: RefSeq, a predicted model, not a curated record